This is a messenger RNA of Linnemannia hyalina, 4860 nucleotides long. The record is from the annotation of a GenBank genome assembly. Lineage: Eukaryota; Fungi; Mortierellomycota; Mortierellomycetes; Mortierellales; Mortierellaceae.
AUGACACCGACAGACGACCAGCAGGAUGGCGACCUGAUUCCCAUCGGCUCAUGGGACACCUUACACCCUACUGCUGCUGCGCACUUCAGCAAUGGCGAUGCGCCAAGGUUCAGCCCAGAGCCUUUCUUGAGCUCAGAAGACAGCUCUGACCGCGACCUUUUGAUGCUACAAGCGCUUGGUCUACUACAACAACUUGGCGUUCUAUCCUACUCUGAGCAUCACCGAGCCAACCAAGGUCCUCGGGGACAACGCCAUACUGGAAUCCGACUCUUGAUCUAUGCCCACGACAGACAACGCCCCUCAAACCGUGAGUACCAAAGCAACAAAAAUCACAGUCGAAAGGCUAUUGAGGAGAUUGUGGAGGCGAAAAAGGCGUUGGUGUUGGUCUUGUUCAAUAUGAACGUGGACCCCUGGAGUUUUCAUCACCCCACAAUGGAUACCAACAGUGCGGGACAACGGCCACCGGUCGCGACUCUGUUUCAAAACAACACCAACAAGCGUCUUAUCGAUAUCUACAUGGAGAUGCCCUCACCCCGAGCCAGCGAUGACCCAUACCAGGACCAGCCUAUUCGGAGCAGCUCCAAGGCUACCGAGCGCCUCCUUCAACAAGCUAUCGAGCUGGACUCGCCCCGAGGCAUGCGGACCAAGCUCUAUCAAUACCAGAAGAACUCUCUCUGGAAGCUUCUCCGGCGUGAACUCUGCCCCGACCUCAUGUUGGACCCAUCGACCGUGACGUUGCAGGACAUGAACGGCAAGCCGUACUGCCUCGACCUUGCUGUAGAAGAGCCUUUUAUCUGCCGAGAGCCAGCUACUAUGUGGGAAGAUAUUCCUGGGGGAAUAAUCUGCGAGGAUAUGUCCGGUAGACCUCCUGCAGACGAACCUGUCCAACUCCUCUGCGAUAUCCUUCCAAGCACUCCUUCCGCUGCCACUGUCGAUUCUGACAUCAAGGAAAUGGUCCUUCCCAGCGGAGCUGCGAUCCCAAGUCUUCGCGACUUUGCAGUAGCGACCGUCAAAACGAGGGCGGUCAACUACAGACAAGCCCAGGACUAUAUCAACCCCGACAUCAUGGACACCCUGGAGGAUGCUCUCCUCUAUUACCGUGAGAGUGGAUCAUCAGAACAGAACCGGCAGUCCAGAUCUCGACAAACCAGGAUAUCAGAGCUGCCGGUGGAGAUUUAUCUUUCAAGUGCGACCCUCGUCAUUGUACCGCCCAACCUGGUCGACCAGUGGUGCAACGAGAUCAACAAGCAUACGGAGGAUGGGGCACUGAAGGUGUUCACCAUCACCAACAAUUCUCAAGAGUUCCCGAACCUCAGGACACUCCUGCAUUACGAUCUGGUUCUCAUCUCUCAGAAUCGGUUUGCAAAGGAGUAUACCCCCGGCCCUUACUCGAUGAAGCGCGCACUUGCCAUCUCGCCACUCAUGCAGAUUCGAUGGAAGCGGAUCAUCGUCGACGAGGGCCAUUCUAUGGGCAUGAGGAUGUCGGAUCACGCCCUGCACGCAGAGAAACUACACGCAGAUCGACGCUGGAUUUGUACAGGAACACCGACAACCAACUUGGCCAAUCUAAGCCCGUCGUCAUUGGCUGGCGUGCAUGGGUCAGGUAACAGCUUUCAGCAGGUGGCGUCGUCGGACAGAGCGGACAUGGACCGGCUUUCAGUUCUUGUCGAGAGCUUCUUGCAUCUUCCGCCCUACACUUUUGAUCGGAGUCGGUUCGCGAAAGAGCUGCAGAGACCACUGGUAGACCAUCAGCACAAGUACUACGCGACCACGACGAACGGCGGAGACAGCAAUCUCGUUUUAUCAGGAGGUCCAAAGGCUCGACAGGAGUGGACGUUGGAAGGUGCAAGCAGUGCGUUGCGUUUGAAGUACUUGAUGGAUCGGAUCAUGGUCCGAAAUCGACCCGAGGAUGUCGCGCGGAACGUCACUCUCCCACCUCUUCAGGAACGAAUCGUCUCGCUCGAUCUGGAGUACUUUCAGGUUCUGGCGCUUAACUGCCAGAUCGCUCUGAUUCAGGCCAACGCGGUGCUUUCUGAGCGUGAGGACCAGGAUUACUUCUUGCACCCGAGUAACCGCACGCUCUUGACUAAAGUGAUCGAGAACUUGAAGGACGGCUGCUUUUGGUAUCUGGGAGGUAUUGGGUACAAGGACAGAGUGGUGGAUUCUCUCAGCAACGUGAUGAAGGCACUUGAAAAGGAUGACUUGAGUGGCGGCACCAAAUACAGUCGGGAGGACCGCCGGCUGUUGUUGGACAUUGUGAGGCAUCUUACGACGGCACUUGAGAGUCCUGGUUGGGAGGCGAUUGUUGCGGCCCAGGAGGUUGGAUAUUACUGCCAGGAUCUCCCGACUCUAGUGCAGGCCAAGCAUGCUCUCAUUCCAUCAACAUUUCUGCACAAUACCAACUCUGAUUUGAUCCAUAGAGGGCCAUCGGAGCGGAGGCAGGUUCAGGGCGACGCUGAUGGCUCUCUUUGUGUAGUGCUCGGGAGAGAGAUUUCCGACUUGCGGGACAAGGUUUUGAGUGCUGAGCGGACAGCGGAUAUCGAGCACCUUCACCAUCCGGAUGACGCUCAACUGCCCAAUGCUUCAAUCACCUCAACCAUGGAUAUGACGGUCGAUGACAAUGCAAUUGCCGAGCAAAUGUUGAAGGAGGCCAUGUCACGGGAACGACUCUCUCGGUCGACGAUCCUUUCCAGUACAUCCAGCAAACUCAACUACAUUGCCAGCCAGAUCCUGCAGCACCAAGGUUCUGAGAAGUGUAUUGUCUUUUGUCAGAACCAGACCGUCAUGUAUUACAUCCGCGAGUACCUCGAAUUGGCGAAGAUCCGAUGCUUGAUGUACCACACUGGCAUGACGGAGAGCGAAAAGUCGAGCAACAUUACAACGUUCAACACCAGUGAGGCUGUAUCGACCAUCAUCAUGGACACCGGUCUGGCGGCCUACGGCAUCGACCUCUCAAGUGCCUCGCGUGUUUACUUUGUAUCACCUGUCUGGAAGACUGCCACCUUACGGCAGGCUAUCAAACGCGCUCACAGGAUUGGACAAGUCCGCCCCGUCUUUGUCGAGACUUUGGUUAUCAGGAACUCUUUUGAGGAGAAAAUCAUGAAUCGGAGACGCGAGAUUGACGACAACCCCCGAGGAGAGUCGAUGGAACCCGCUUCUUUGUCUAUGUCGCCUUUUGGGGGUGAUGUUGGAGAGUCGACGUCUUCGUCUGCAUUCACGAAUCAUCGCUACGGAUCGAGGCAUCAGAGGAGAAAGAGUUCUAGAAGAUCAGGUUCUGCCGCCUCAGUGGGGCACGCGAGGUCGAAGAAGGACAUGUUGGAUGAUGGCAAGGUGCAGGAUCUGAUCCGCAACCUCGAGUUCAUAACCAGCCCGCAGAUUUUUGGACAGGUUCGGGGCGGUGAGGGUGACGCUCGUCUUUCAGAGGCGCCGCAUAGCGUUUCUACAUUGGCCGACUAUGCGCUCCUGGGUGAAGGCGGUAUCCGGAGGGAUGUGGGGACCAAGCACAGAAUCCCUGUGGUGCACCCGGCCAAGGAAUCUGUGCUAGCGCAAGAGCAACUGAGGAUGGCCCGUGAGGAGCAGGAUGUGCCUUCUGUUGUUGACGUUCCCUUUGAGGACUCACCGAGCGAGAUUGUGGUUGAAGGGGGAGGGUCAUUUGGUAAGAAGAAGCUUCGCUUUGCGAUGGACACGGACAUGGAGGUUGCCGAUCAGGAGAUGAACGAGUUUGAGGAUCUGGUCCUUCCCAAGCAGGAGAGUAACCAAGAAUACCGUCAUCCUAGCGAGCCAGCGGAAGCGUUGGCAGUAAGGGAAGAACAUCGCCAAAAGCAGGAACAGGAACUCCGUAUGGCCAAGGAAGAGGUUGAUAGGGCACAGUAUCAGGUCCAAGCCGCGCAGGAGCGUCUUUUGCGGAUCAAGCAGCAACAGCAGGAGGAGAAGGAGGAGGAGUAUCAGGGGCAGGUUGGAUCGUCAACCAAAACGGUCAUUGUGCUGGAUAAUGAUGAUGAUGAUGUUGUUGUUGAGGCGGUGGAGGUGGACUUGAAGAAGGAGGAGGUGAAGGAUGUUCGGCUCAAAUUUGAGAACAUCAAACUGGAGGGCUCGUCCUCUUCUUACUCGCUCACUCCCUCCCGACAUUAUAAGUCUGAGCAGGAGGACAAGAAGGUCAAAUUUGAGCAGAAGGAUAGGAGGGUCAGGUUUGAACAGGAGGACAAGAAGGUAAAGUUUGAGGUCAAGACUGAGGAUGCCAAGUAUGAGGUCAAGACUGAGGAUGCCAAGUAUGAGGUCAAGACUGAGGAUGCCAAGUAUGAGGUCAAGACUGAGGAUGCCAAGUAUGAGGUCAAGACUGAGGAUGCCAAGUAUGAGAUCAAGGCUGAGGAUGUCAAGCGACCACUCACCUUCCAAUCGGAAGACGACGACGACCGUGACAACAAGGACUUUAAACGCGAGCAGACACCAGCGCCCGUCACGGAGUACUAUGAGCUCUUUGAUCACGAUGAUGGUGGCGAGGACAAGAAGUUCAAGGUUGAAGAAGGAGUGUUGUCGGACGAUGCGAUUAUUGUCCUGGAUUCAGAUAGCGAUGAGGCGAGUAUGUCUGUCCCCGUGGUUGGGUUGAAAGUUGAAGGAUCUAUGACAACGGGUGGAAAGGUUGAGCGGGUUGGCGGCGAUGGUGGUUUCGGGGAUGGCGGUGGCGGCGAUGGUGGUGUGAAGCUGCCAUGCCUGGAUGACAUGGAUGUGGAUUUGGAUGUGAAUGUAGAUACUGUGCCCUCUAUGCCACUAGAGCGGAAUACCAAGCGGGAGAACAACCAGCCACACCACCCUGUUGACCUCCAAGCCGAGUCCCAACUCAAGAAGCGCGUUCGCAUCUAG